Messenger RNA from Caenorhabditis elegans, 1477 nucleotides. The record is from the annotation of a RefSeq genome assembly. NCBI's taxonomy places the organism in Eukaryota, Metazoa, Nematoda, Chromadorea, Rhabditida, Rhabditidae.
AUGAAAACAAGACAUUAUUCGCUCCUCAUUUUCUUGGCAGCCUCUGCACUUUUUCCUGAAAUUUCGGCUCAACUUGCAAAUUGCCAAAACCUUGGUACUCCAAUAAAUUCAACAGACUGUUUGUGCCCGGGUUUUGUCGAUGGAAGACUUUGUGAAAAUAUCAAAUGCCAAAACUGGGCAGUUCCUGACAAAAACCGAUGUGCAUGUGCACCUGGAUGGUACGAUAGGUAUUGUGGACUGCGUGGAUGUUUUAUUUUAGAACUCUAAAGGUGUUGUGGAUAACUGGAUUGAAAACUAUAUCGUCUAUGGAUUUGUUCAAUCUGAGUCAAACACUAAAAUUCAAAAAUUGUUCACUGAAAACCCAGAUGACGUCAUCAGCUUCUUCAACAAUAUGACUCUCUUCGAUGGUGAUGACACACAACCCGUACUUACUGCCAUCCAGAAUGCACAACAGACGUAUCCGAAAAUGUAAGCUCACGCAUUGGUUCUUGUAUUUACGGAUAGUCCAGCAUCAGAUGCAACGGCAUGGUCACAUAGAUUCACAGAUAAAAAUGCCGAACAGAGUGUACUCCAAAUCUCGCUUAUAUGGAGAUCUAAAUACUCAAUCUUCCUGUCCCUACCUGCUCGAACAAACUUCUCAUCAAAUGGCGUUGAUGUCUAUCGAAGACUUUCCCUUACAAAUCACGGAGACACAUUUUUCAUCAAGGACUCAAAUGAUUUAUCCAAUGCUCUUUUGAUUGUUAUUGGAGUUCAGUAUUUCCCAGAGAACGUGCAAAUUGGAUAUGGAAAAACUACAGAUGAACAACUGCAGACAUAUGUUGAUAAUGAUGGUGAUCUGGUGUACAUAUUGCUCACAAUUCGUUCAUCUUUGCAGGCAACAGUUCCAUCAAUUUCGGAGGCUACAAUAGUUGCAGAAGGAGAUUCUUAUAGGCUCUACUCCCCGGCCAGCAAUAUUGGGGAUACUGUAACAAUUCUUUGCCAAAAUGGAACAAGAUACAACUACCGAAUGUUCAUCCAAUCAAAAAAUACGCUUCUUUUCAAUUACAAUGACGAUAUGCAUAUUGAUGUGGGAAAUGGAAUGGCAGUUAUCGGAAUUGAAAUGUUUGCAACUAUGCAAACGUAUGGAUUUCCACAAUGGCAGAAUAGCAGUUACGAUGUGAGAUCAUCUGAUGGCAAGCUGCUCAGAGAAAAGUUCUACGCAUCAACAAGACCUCAACAAGACUGCACGUUUUUGUAUGGGUUCCCGGCUUGGAAAACUUUGUCAUGUCCACCAGGACCGAUCAUGCAACUGCACACAUUUUACUACAACGGAUACAAUCAGCAAAGGAUCACACCAGGAUACUGUAUUGAAAGCGAUCACAAUGCUCGGGAUCUUUCUGGAAACGCAGAAACGCUGAAUGAACUGACUAUCAAUGUUUCCAAAAUUAAUAUGGAUACAUUAAGUAAAAAGAAUGCGGUUUCUAUCAAUGAGCUCUAG